AUGCCCGACCCCACCAAACUCGCCCUUCCCGUGCCCUCAGAAGACCCGAAGAAGAAGAAGCAGGAGGACAAGCCCGUGGAGGCCAAGGAUGCCGCCUCCAAGAAGAAGGAUGAGGAGAAGGAGGGAGAGGAUCUCUCAGAAGAGGACCUGCAGCUCAAGACGGAGCUCGAGAUGUUGAUUGAACGCUUGCGGGAACCUAACACGGAGCUCUACCGUCCUGCUCUUGAGACUUUGCGCACACUCAUUCGUACAUCCACAUCGUCUAUGACCUCCGUCCCGAAACCUCUCAAAUUCCUCCAUCCACACUAUCCUGCUCUGCAAGAGCUCUACGAGACAUGGUCCGCUUCUGAAAACAAGAGCCUCUUCGCGGAUAUCCUGUCUGUACUGGCCAUGACCUACUCUGACACUCAACCUCGGGGGACACUGCGCUACCGUCUUCUCUCAGCUUCUCUCAGUCCAUCGUCACCUCUUUCAGAACCAGGUUCGUGGGGUCACGAGUAUGUCCGGCACCUGGCCGCGGAACUUGGGGAGGAGCACAGUUUGCGUGAGUUCGACGAAUCCGGCAUGGAGAAGACCUCGGAGGAGAACAAGGUGCCUGGGAGUGUGGAAGACCUCCGUGCUCUUGCUCUGGUGUGCGCGACGUUCCUCCUGCAGCAUAAUGCGGAACCAGACGCCGUCGACUUGCUCGAGGAAAUGGAAAUUGUGGACAAGAUUGUGGAGAUUGUCGAUGAUAACACAUACGAGCGUGUGUGCCAGUACAUGAUUCGUUGCGUAAACCUCCUCCCCCCACCAGACGAUCUCUCCUUCCUCCGCACCGCGCACAGCAUAUAUGCGAAGCACAAUAAGUUCCCGCAAGCACUUUCCCUAUCUAUCCGCCUUGGUGAUCCCGAUCUUAUUCGCGCGGAUUUCAAUGCGCCCGCAAAUCCUAGCAUGAAGAAGCAGCUCGCAUUCCUACUCGCACGCGCCCAAGUACCGAAGGAGUGGCUGGAUCCUCCGUCUGAGGACGGGAUGGAGGAGGACGAGUCUGAGAUGCCGGAGGACCUCCUGGAGUGUUUGAGCAACGCACGUCUCAGCACUCAAUUCAAGGAAUUCGGCAAGGAGCUGAAUGUGCUCGAGCCCAAGAGCUUGGAGGACGUUUACAAAUCUCACCUCGAGAACACAAGAUCCACUGCCAAUGUCGACUCUGCGAAAGCCAAUUUGGCCGGCACUUUCGUCAACGCAUUCGUCAACGCAGGUUUCGGCAAUGACAAGCUGAUGGCCAAGGCGGAGGAGGGCGCAAGUUGGGUAUACAAGAACAAGGACCACGGCAUGCUUAGCGCGUCGGCAAGUCUUGGUCUCAGUCUUCUCUGGGACACCGACGAGGGUCUCAGUCAGAUUGACAAGUACACCUACUCACCAGAAGAGCACAUCAAGUCUGGUGCGCUUCUCGCCUUCGGUAUCCUCAACUGCGGCGUGCGGACAGAGGCGGAUGCGGCCCUUGCGCUCCUGGGCGACUACAUCGAAAACAAGUCCGCGUCGUUGAAGGUCUCCGCGAUCAUGGGUCUGGGGCUUGCGUACGCGGGUGCACAUCGUGGAGACAUCAUGGACAUGAUUCUGCCAUUCGUCGCGGACGACAGUGUAUCGAUGGAAAUCGCCUCGCUCUCAGCACUCGCCCUCGGUUUCAUCUUCGUAGGGAGCGCUAAUGGCGAGAUCGCGAGCACCAUCCUGCAAACCCUGAUGGAGCGGGACCCCAAGCAGCUCGACGAGAAGUACGCCCGGUUCAUGGUCCUCGGUCUCGGUCUGCUCUACCUCGUAGGCAUCCAGGAGGGCUCAGAUGCUACGAUCGCGACUUUGAAAGCCAUCGAGCACCAGAUAUCACAAACUGCUGUCGUUAUCGUUGACAUGUGUUCCUUCGCUGGCACGGGUAACGUGCUCAAAGUCCAGGAACUCCUUCACUACUGUGACGAGCACAUCGACAAGUCGCCGAAGGAGAAGAAGGAUGACAAGGAUGCGACGCCGGAGGAGCCUCCCAAGGACGAUACCUUCCAGGCCUUCGCUGUCAUCGGUAUCGCGCUCGUCGCCAUGGGCGAGGAGAUUGGGUCCGAGAUGUCAUUGCGACAGUUCAACCACCUUAUGCACUACGGCGAGCCAAUCAUCCGGAAAGCCGUCCCUCUCGCGCUCGGUCUUGUCAGCGCAUCCAACCCGCAACUACCGAUAAUGGACACGCUCUCGAAGUACAGUCACGACAACGACCUCCAGGUCGCGUUGAACGCCAUCUUCGCGAUGGGCCUCAUCGGCGCGGGCACGAACAACGCACGUCUAGCGCAGAUGCUCCGCCAGCUUGCGGGCUACUACUACAAGGAGCCCGACUGCCUCUUCAUGGUCCGUAUCGCGCAGGGUCUCGUUCACAUGGGCAAGGGCACGAUCACCAUCAACCCCUUCUUCUCGGACCGGACAAUCAUGGGCCGCACUGCCGUCGCGGGCCUCCUCGCGGUACUCACCGCGUUCACCGACGCCAAGGGCUUCAUCCUCGACCGCUAUCACUGGAUGCUCUACUUCCUCGUCCCGUCAAUGUACCCCCGCUUCCUGAUUACGCUCGACGAGGAGCUCAACAACACCCCCGUCACCGUGCGCGUCGGUCAGGCGGUGGACGUCGUCGGUCAGGCCGGAAAACCGCGCACGAUCUCCGGCUUCCAGACGCACUCGACGCCGGUCAGGCUUGGGACGACGGAGCGCGCGGAGCUCGCGACGGAGGAGUUCAUUCCCUUUGCGCACGUCCUGGAGGGCUUCGUCAUCCUGCAGAAGAACCCGGGCUGGGAGAAGGAGGACAAAAUGGACUUGUGA
Epithele typhae is the source of this 2823-nucleotide messenger RNA. Its product is annotated as armadillo-type protein. Gene Ontology annotation, biological process: regulation of protein catabolic process; proteasome-mediated ubiquitin-dependent protein catabolic process. Gene Ontology annotation, cellular component: proteasome regulatory particle, base subcomplex; nucleus; proteasome storage granule. Gene Ontology annotation, molecular function: enzyme regulator activity. The transcript has 9 exons. The record is from RefSeq and is a predicted model, not a curated record. Bases 1 to 2823 code for a protein of 940 amino acids. Lineage: Eukaryota; Fungi; Basidiomycota; Agaricomycetes; Polyporales; Epitheliaceae.